Molecule: messenger RNA, 952 nt
Organism: Drosophila sechellia
Lineage: Eukaryota; Metazoa; Arthropoda; Insecta; Diptera; Drosophilidae
Gene: PIG-H
Product: Phosphatidylinositol glycan anchor biosynthesis class H
Exons: 3
Coding region: 204-869 (221 amino acids)
Biological process (GO): GPI anchor biosynthetic process
Cellular component (GO): glycosylphosphatidylinositol-N-acetylglucosaminyltransferase (GPI-GnT) complex
Source: RefSeq, a predicted model, not a curated record
AAGUACAAAAUCAAAGGAUGUAAAUGCAAGAUGCAAGACCUCUUUGCAAUGAUAUAUAGAGAAAUAUAAAAUUAUACACGGACCUAAUACUUAUACUGCGAUCUGUGCUGAAAACUGUUCCAUUUGAAUUUACUUUCAAACCACAGCUGUUUGACCAGUUGGUGGCUAACCCGUUUCACCAUCUGGUAACACCUGGUCGAGGAAUGGAGCCCAAAGUAACGAUCCACAGAUAUUAUAGCCGGCAAGCGAAAUAUGAAGGAGCCGUGGAAGCGGACUUGGAACUGUGCAUCAAGCACUGCGGCGGCGACGUGGUUCGCAUCGAACUGGUGAACCGGCUGCAUGGAAUCCAACUGCAGCGCAAGUUGCGUCGACUACUACUGCUCGUGUUCCUAUCCAUCGCUUAUUUUGUGGGGACCUGCGGGUUUGAUAACAGAACGAUUAGUUUCCUGCAGCCCCGCAUUCUGUACCCACUGAUAACAUGUGCUUCCGUGGCCAUCCUGCUGAUCCGAUCCACUUUGAAUCUGGUGCAGGCGGAGCGUUUGUUCUACAGCUGGGACAUGGCACUCCAAAUGGAGACGGUGCGCUCCUUUGGCAGGGAAUCGAUCCUCUGCGUCCAACGGGGACACAUCGAAGACAUAGUGCUAAACGAAGUUAUUGAAGAUUUGGACGUAAAGUACAUGCUAAUAUUACGUACAAAAGGAAGUCAAUUCAAGAAACGCCCUAUAAUACCCCUAUUCAAUAGUCAAUCCCCCUCAAUCGAGUGUCUGCAGCACACAUAUCGCGUGCUGCAUAAAUAUUGGCUGAACAGCACCAAAGACCGAUCAGAAGAGUCCUACAGCAAGGACAAGCAGUCCUUAGUGAAUUCGUAGUCCUUGGCCAUAUCGCUGAACUGUUGAAGUAUUUAUUAAACAGAGACUUAAUAACAUUUAGACAAACUUACCUGUACCGUGAA